This is a messenger RNA of Rhagoletis pomonella (apple maggot), 1743 nucleotides long. Its product is annotated as carboxypeptidase B. The transcript has 6 exons. The record is from RefSeq and is a predicted model, not a curated record. Gene Ontology annotation, molecular function: zinc ion binding; metallocarboxypeptidase activity. Gene Ontology annotation, biological process: proteolysis. NCBI's taxonomy places the organism in Eukaryota, Metazoa, Arthropoda, Insecta, Diptera, Tephritidae. Bases 1 to 1743 code for a protein of 580 amino acids.
AUGUCACUUUUGGUUUUGUGCUCUCUAUUGCCGCCUACUACAUUAGCACAGGCUAUGCUUGAAUUGCCGGUGGAUGUGAAUGAAGUGCCGCUCAAAUUAAUAGAAGUACCACGCACCAGUAUUCUUGCGCGUAUACCUUUACUUCGCAGCUUUUUGCGUGCUGUGCGUCCGAAUACGCAUGUCGGUCGUAAGUCAGAUUAUCGCAGUGAAUUCGAUGAGAAUUUCAUCAAUUAUCACGCUGCUCAGUUAUGGAAGAUUGCAUUUAAUGUAACACGCAAGCGUGGCGAUAACACCCAACACACUGAAAGUAUGCAACAAUUCCUGGAGAAAUUUGCAAAGCUACCUUCGCAUCCCAGCCGCCAACAAAAUCCGAAAUUGCUUUUACUGCGCAGCAUUCCCGGUUUUCCAACCGCUGCAAUAUCAAGUGAUGAAUUAUAUGAAAAUACCUUGGAAAGUUUGCAAUGGCUAAUGCCAGUGGACAUACGGCAGUUUAAUAUUUUUUCACCACAAUCGUCUUAUCAGAUUAAUAUGCGCUAUCGCAAUAGCGCUUCAGUGAAACGUUACUACGGUUAUCAAUUGUGGAAAGUGCAUGAAAACGACAUAGAAAAUGAAGUGCUAAGGACGUUUUGGCAACACUUUGGUGCCGAAGUAUGGAAUAUCAAUCAAGAUGGAAUCGAUAUUUUAAUUGAUUAUAAAAAUACAGCAAAAGCCAAAGAUUUUAUAGCGAAAACGGACUUCACCUACAACGUUAUGAUCGACGAUAUCGAGACCGCAAUCGAUGAGACUUAUAUGGAAGUAAACAAUAGCAAUGCCAAUAUGCCAUGGUUGGACAGAGAGAAUACGAUAAUGAAUUGGAAUCGGUAUCAUGACAUUGGCGAUAUACAACAAUUUAUGCAGCACAUUUUGGAAACCUACCCCGAUGUGGCGGAGAUUGUGCAAAUUGGUGUGACGCAUUAUAAACGGCCUUUGGAAGUACUGCGUAUCUCUAAUGGCAACCCCAAAAACUGGGCUAUCUUUAUUGACGCCGGCAUGCAGGCGCGCGAUUGGCUCACUCCUGCUGCCCUCACCAGCGCCAUCUCGAAAUUAACAUGGCUGUGGGACCAAGAGCCGGCCUACAUGCGCAACAUUGAUUGGUAUUUCCUGCCAGUAGCGAAUCCCGAUGGCUAUCAAUAUUCGCGCAUCACCGACCGCCUCUGGUCGAAGAAUCGUUAUUUCGAUAGAAAAACUGGUUGCUAUGGCGUAAAUUUGAAUCGCAAUUUUGAUUAUCAGUGGGGUGGGUCGGGUGCGUCCGAGAAUCCUUGUAAGAAUUUAUACAGAGGACCAAAGCAAUUUUCCGAACCAGAAACGAAGGCGAUACGAACAUUCCUGCACAACAUGCGUGAAUAUUUGGGUGCAUAUGUGUCUUUUGGCGCCUAUGGGCAAGCGAUCACCUAUCCAUGGGGUGAUGCAGACUACGUGACCGACAACCAACGGAAACUGCAUUAUGUGGCGCGACGUGCAAUGUUGAAUUUCCGCAAAUUGAAUGAAGCCGAGUACCGUAUAGGCACUAGCUAUCGACUGAAACUUGCGCGCGCUGGCAACUCAGCCGAUUGGGUGCAGCAGCGCAUUAAUCCACAAUACGUUUACAAUGUAUUUCUAAAGGACCAAGGGCGCUAUGGUUAUUUGAUGCCACCGCACUACAUUGUGGAAUCGGGCGAGGAGGCAUACGAAUUUAUGAAGACAGUAGCAGCGGCGCUGAAUUGA